Molecule: messenger RNA, 1269 nt
Organism: Colletotrichum scovillei
Lineage: Eukaryota; Fungi; Ascomycota; Sordariomycetes; Glomerellales; Glomerellaceae
Product: isocitrate lyase
Exons: 11
Coding region: 1-1269 (422 amino acids)
Biological process (GO): carboxylic acid metabolic process
Molecular function (GO): isocitrate lyase activity
Source: RefSeq, a predicted model, not a curated record
AUGGCAGCAAGCAAAUCUCCCAAUGUACUGUCACAAAAGAAUUAUAGAAAUCUGUUUCUCAAAAUACUGAACAACACGUCCCCAAAGUGGAGCGACAACAAGUCUGAAAGCGAGGCCUUCGCGGCUGAGCUCUGUGAGAUUGAAUCAUGGCCGUAUACAACGAAGUCAAUAGCCGUCCUCGUUCAGGGUAGGAAGCUUUGGCGCAUCCUCAACGAGCACAAUGAGAACGGCACCCACGAACUGACAUUCGGCACUGCCAAGACCAUAACUGCGAAGGAGAUGGAAAGCUCAACGCAGGCAACAUGGCCAGGCGAAGACCAUGUAGACUAUCCCGAAGACUUGGUUCUAUCCCGACAAACUCAGCUGCGGAUGAGAUACUCCGAAACCGACCGUGAGUCGUUAGAAUGCAUCGACUACAUGCGAAGUAUCGUCGCCGACGCUGAUAUGGUAUUCGGGACACUGCCUGGCUGCAUGAGGUUGACUCGCAGCUUUGUUGAAGCUGGGGUUGCCAUAAUGCACAUCCAUGAUCUUGCAAGGGGUCUGAAGAAGGCGGAUACGAUGCUCCUAUGCCGAUGUGAUAGCGACCAUGCUGAGUUCACCACGAGAGCGACCGACGUAGUCUCUUCCUUCAUCCAAGCCCUGGAAGUUGAGUGGAAAGCCUCGGCUGAAUUGAUGACUUCUGACGAGGCCAUCAAGUCCAUAGUGACCGAGGAAGACACGGCCAUAGCGUUGCAAGACUGGCGAGCAACCGCCAAGCGCAUUCUCGGGAAGGACAUCACGUUCGACUGGGAACUUCAAAGGACACCUCUUGGCCAGUACAUGUGGCAGUGGAGUAAGAAGGCUGUCAUUGACCGAUGUUUUCUCGCAGCUCCCUUGGGAGACGUUACAUGGAACCGUCAAGACAAGGAAGACAUGCACGGAUUCUAUACCGCCUUGAGAGAGGCCUACCUAAACCGCCUCCCUGCCUUUGCAUACACUGGCACAUACGACUUUAGCAAAGGCGUGUCCUCUCCGGAAGAAGUCGAGACCCUCCCCGCGGACAUUGCAAAAUGGGGCAUCGGCUUGAGCCUGCAUGCCAAGCAGUUUGCGGAGAGGUUCAAACAGGAAGGGAUUGCCGGUUACAUGCGGAACGUGGCUGCUCCCGCGAUCGAGGCAUGGCUACCGAUAAGUUUGGGAGGCCAAAGCCACCUGGCGGAUACCUCGCCUAUGCGUUCUCUGAUGUUGUUGGAUCAAGGGAGAUCACGGAACGCGUCUGAGAGGGGAAGUUGA